AAUUGAACCCAACUGCUACUGUGGCUCACACAUAUCGUGCUUGGUCUUCUCCUUCGGCCACAACUCUGCACGCAUCUUUGAUUUUUGAAGCUAAUUCUGUUCAUCAGAGCUAUACUUUUUGUUGUUUCCGACUUUCUGCUAGAGUGAUUGGUCAUAGUAUUGUCUGCUAAUGGCUGGCCAGAAGAAUGACUACGAGAAAAGAUCUCAUUAUCAACCUGACUUCCCUGGAAGUGAAGGAGGUAAGAGAACAAAUCCUGUUGAUGAGAGGGAGUCACAUGCUAUUGGACCAGAAGAUACAGUGUACCGAUACUUGUGCCCUGGUAGAAGAAUUGGAAGUAUUAUUGGCAGGGGAGGAGAAAUUGUGAAGCAACUGAGAUCAGACACCCAGGCAAAGAUUAGAAUUAAUGAAUCCGUGCCUGGCUGUGAGGAACGUGUUGUCAUUAUCUAUAGUUCAGGUGAGGAAACAAAUAGUUUUGGAGAUAGCGAUGAUCUUGUUUCACCUGCUCAGGAUGCUCUCUUUAAGGUGCAUGAUAGGAUUAUUGCUGAAGAAGCACCUACUGAUGAUGAACUUGAUGAGGUUCAGCAAGUUACUGUGCGAAUGCUUGUUCCUUCUGAUCAGAUUGGAUGUGUGAUUGGCAAAGGUGGGCAAGUUGUCCAAACCAUACGUAGUGAAACCCGCGCCCAAAUUCGUAUUCUGAGUAGGGAACACCUGCCAAACUGUGCGUUGAGUACCGAUGAGCUUCUCCAGAUAAGUGGUGAAGCUACAGUUGUUAGGAAUGCCCUCUAUCAAUUGGCAUCUCGCCUUCAUGAUAAUCCAUCGCGGUCACAGCAUUUAUUCUUGUCCUCAUCCAAUCUUCAUAGAGCUGGUGGCGGCUACGUGGGCCCAAAUUCUGGUCCUCCUCUUAUGGGUGUGGUUUCUUUAAUGGGUCCUUAUGGGAGCUACAAAAAUGAUGGGGGCGAUUGGGCAGCCUCUGCAAAGGAAUUCUCACUUCGUUUUGUUUGUCCAACUGAGAAUAUUGGCGCUGUGAUCGGCAAAGGUGGUGUAAUUAUCAAACAAAUGAGGCAAGAAUCUGGUGCAUCCAUCAAAGUUGAUAGUUCUGCUGCUGAAGGAGAUGAUUGUCUGAUAACCGUAUCUGCAAAAGAGGUAUUUGAAGAUCCAUCACCAACAAUAGACGCAGCAAUGCGUUUGCAGCCACGAUGCAGUGAGAAAAGUGAAAAGGAUUCUGGAAUUUAUGUACUCACCACUCGCUUGCUAGUCCCAAGCUCAAGAAUAGGAUGUUUAAUUGGUAAAGGUGGCUCGAUUAUUUCUGAAAUGAGAAGCCUAACGAGAGCAAACAUUCGUAUUCUAAGCAAUGACAAUCUCACCAAAGUUGCAUCCGACGAUGAAGAGAUGGUCCAGAUCUCAGGAGACAUUAAUGUUGCUAGUAGUGCUCUCUUACAAGUAACCACACGCUUAAGAGCCAAUGUAUUUGAGAUGGAAGGCACUAGAGCGGCGCUACCACCUGCUAUCCCUUUUCUUCCCAUGUCCAUGGACAUGCCAGAUGCAUCAAGAUACGGAAACCGUGAUGGUAAUUCCCGUGGACGUGGACAUGCUUCUCACUCCGGCAGAUAUGAUCCAGAGUUGCCUUCGGCUGACAAUUAUGGCGGUUCCCAGAUUCCUGUAAGUGGUUAUGGAUCAUAUGGUGUUUACUCCGGACGCUCUGCUAGUGGCGGUCAUUUCUCUCAUUUCACUAGGUUAUCUAGUUCAAAUCCUGUUUCCCAAGGGAAGCAUCAUGGCUAUUAAGUUUCUGGGUUCUGUUGCCUUAAGCCAUGAACUGUGAUGCCUCCAGCCUAAACCAGACGAGUAGACGAAAAGGACACAAGUACAUUGUAAUUAUGCUUUGUUUCUUAAUUAGGGGAGAUUGUUUGUUAGACAAAACUUAUCGCCUUCUUCCUAGAUACCAUAAUCUCUGAACUCCGUGCCUGGAUGACAUUCGUACAAUAGGGAAAUACUUUUAUUUUUUUCCUUGUAAAUUUCAUAACAGUAAUCAUGGUUGGUUUUUUCGUU
Molecule: messenger RNA, 2047 nt
Organism: Cynara cardunculus var. scolymus (artichoke)
Lineage: Eukaryota; Viridiplantae; Streptophyta; Magnoliopsida; Asterales; Asteraceae
Product: RNA-binding KH domain-containing protein RCF3-like
Exons: 8
Coding region: 170-1783 (537 amino acids)
Biological process (GO): regulation of gene expression
Cellular component (GO): cytoplasm; nucleus
Molecular function (GO): mRNA binding
Source: RefSeq, a predicted model, not a curated record